CACUGUCUCUGCCAUGCAUGGAGAUAUGGACCAAAAGGAACGAGAUGUGAUCAUGAGGGAGUUUCGAUCUGGCUCUAGCAGAGUUUUGAUUACCACAGACCUGCUGGCCAGAGGCAUCAAUGUGCAGCAGGUUUCUUUAGUCAUCAACUAUGACCUUCCCACCAAUAGGGAAAACUAUAUCCACAGAAUCGGUCGAGGUGGACGGUUUGGCCGUAAGGGUGUGGCUAUUAACAUGGUGACAGAAGAAGACAAACGGACUCUUCGAGACAUAGAGAACUUCUACAACACCUCCACUGAGGAAAUGCCUCUCAAUGUUGCUGACCUCAUCUGAGGGGCUGUCCUGCCACCUAGCCCCAGCCUGAGCUCAGUCUUGGGGGGCUGAGGAGUAGCAGGAGGGGGGAGGGAAGGGAGCCAAGGGAUGGACAUCUUGUCAUAUUUUUUUCUUUGAAUAAAUGUCACUUUUUGAGGGAAAA
Molecule: messenger RNA, 473 nt
Organism: Cebus imitator (Panamanian white-faced capuchin)
Lineage: Eukaryota; Metazoa; Chordata; Mammalia; Primates; Cebidae
Product: eukaryotic initiation factor 4A-I-like
Exons: 1
Coding region: 14-331 (105 amino acids)
Molecular function (GO): RNA binding; RNA helicase activity
Source: RefSeq, a predicted model, not a curated record